AUGCAAAGUGCAAACUGCAGCUGCCAUAUAAACCUAUUAUUGCCCCUUACUCACAUCACUCACUUUCUCAGCUUCAACCGCUUGAGCUAUGGUGCUAUGAAGCCUAGAGGUAGCCUAUCCUACCAAGGUAGGUAUCUUUCAUACCCUGAAAAGUACAAAACAUCAAUACUGCAACCCGGUAAUUUUCGCAACCGCCCUGAAUUUACAUACGUAGCGGGAGCUAAAGCUUUCAAGUGUCAGUGUUCAGCAGUUGCCCGAUAUGGGAAUGAUGGACCGCCGACCGACCGACGAUGGAUUGAUUAUAGCGGGGUCUUCGAUUAG
This is a messenger RNA of Neurospora tetrasperma FGSC 2508, 321 nucleotides long. RefSeq lists its product as uncharacterized. The record is from RefSeq and is a predicted model, not a curated record. The transcript has 6 exons. NCBI's taxonomy places the organism in Eukaryota, Fungi, Ascomycota, Sordariomycetes, Sordariales, Sordariaceae. Bases 1 to 321 code for a protein of 106 amino acids.